AUGACUAAAUUCCGACCUUGUAUAGAUUUGCACUCCGGACAAGUGAAGCAGAUAGUGGGAGGUACAUUGACCACCGCUUCUGCAGAUCUUAAAACCAAUUAUGUUUCCAAGCUUCCUGCAAGCUAUUUCGCAAAGCUAUACAAAGACAAUGGCUUAGCUGGUGCGCAUGUUAUCAUGCUCGGACCCGGAAACGAGGAUGCUGCUAGCGAAGCAUUAUCGGAGUGGAACGGUGGUCUGCAAGUUGGUGGUGGCAUUAAUGAUAAAAACGCGAAGCAAUGGAUAGAUUGGGGUGCGGAGAAGGUGAUUAUUACGUCUUACCUGUUCCCUGAAGGAAAGUUCUCCAAAGAGAAUCUUGACCUUGUACUCGCGGCCCUUGACGGAGAUAAAGAGAAACUGGUCAUUGACCUGAGCUGCCGGCGCAGGGAAGAGACUUGGUUUGUGGCCAUGAACAAGUGGCAGACAAUUACAGAUAUGGAAGUUAAUGAGAAUUCCAUAAAAAUGCUUGAACCGUAUUGUUCCGAAUUUCUCAUCCACGCAGCAGACAACGAGGGCCUACAAAAAGGCAUCGACGAGAAGUUGGUGGAAAGACUCGCCGAAUGGUGUAAUAUACCAGUCACCUAUGCCGGCGGCGGACGCAAUUUACAAGAUCUCGAUCAUGUCAAAACGCUUAGUGGGGGUAAGGUUGAUCUCACUAUUGGAAGUGCGCUCGACGUCUUCGGUGGCUCAGGUGUCACAUUUGAGGAGUGCGUCAAUUGGAAUAAGUCACACGCCUAA
Glarea lozoyensis ATCC 20868 is the source of this 774-nucleotide messenger RNA. Its product is annotated as Ribulose-phosphate binding barrel. NCBI's taxonomy places the organism in Eukaryota, Fungi, Ascomycota, Leotiomycetes, Helotiales, Helotiaceae. Gene Ontology annotation, biological process: L-histidine biosynthetic process; L-tryptophan biosynthetic process. The transcript has 3 exons. Gene Ontology annotation, cellular component: cytoplasm. Gene Ontology annotation, molecular function: 1-(5-phosphoribosyl)-5-[(5-phosphoribosylamino)methylideneamino]imidazole-4-carboxamide isomerase activity. The coding region runs from base 1 to 774 and encodes 257 amino acids. The record is from RefSeq and is a predicted model, not a curated record.